UUCACUCGCAAUUCGCCGACCAGUGCUGACCAACAGAGAUGACCACCUCCGCCGACAGUGUGUUCGUUGCCCGAUCCGAUGGCAUCUCCGCCGAAGGAGUCCGGGAUCAGUACGCCGAUGGCAAGGCCGCCAAGGUGUGGGAAAUCUUCAUUGGGGACAAAAACUCGCGCACGGACAACUACAAGAACUUCCUGAUCGAUAUGCUGCGCAAUAAGGGAUGCAAGCGUGUCCUGGACGUGGCCUGUGGAACGGGUGUGGACUCCCUGAUGCUUGUGGAGGAGGGUUUCGAGGUUGUGUCAGUGGAUGCCUCUGAUAAGAUGUUGAAGUACGCUCUUAAGGAGCGCUGGGCACGACGAAAGGAAGCUGUCUUCGAUAAGUGGGUCAUUGAGGAAGCCAACUGGUUGACUCUGUACGACGACAUCCAGGAGCACAUUCAGGAUGGUUUCGAUGCAGUCAUUUGCUUGGGCAACUCCUUUGCCCAUUUGAUGGACGGGUUCGGGGAUCAGCGGGAGCACAAGCAGGCCAUUGGUAACUUCGAAAAGUGCCUCAAGCCUGGAGGCGUCCUGCUCAUCGAUCAUCGCAACUACGACAAUAUCCUGGAAACAGGAGCGACGCCUGCCAAGAGUAUCUACUAUAAUACGAGUCACACGGCGGACAUCAAGACAUCCGUGCUCUUCUACUGCGGCAAGCCCGCCCUGGUGUCCAUGGACUACCUGAUCGCUGGCAAUAAGCUGACCAGCGAGUUCCGUCUGUCCUACUAUCCCCACGAGCUGAAACGCUUCCAGGAGAUUCUAGCCGAGAUCUUCUCCGCCAAGGCCAAGCACCAGUUGUAUGGUGACUUCAAGGAGAUGAGCCAGGUGAAGACUCCCGCCUUCUACAUUCACCUGAUUGAGAAGCCACAGGUUUAGAUUUAAGUUUUUAGUUGUAUUCACAUAAGGCCACAAGACACAUUCAUAUAAAUAUACAUAAAGUUCCUCCGA
Messenger RNA from Drosophila sechellia, 980 nucleotides. RefSeq names its product Glycine N-methyltransferase (gene Gnmt). Gene Ontology annotation, molecular function: identical protein binding; glycine binding; glycine N-methyltransferase activity. Gene Ontology annotation, cellular component: cytosol. The transcript has 4 exons. The coding region runs from base 39 to 908 and encodes 289 amino acids. Lineage: Eukaryota; Metazoa; Arthropoda; Insecta; Diptera; Drosophilidae. Gene Ontology annotation, biological process: regulation of gluconeogenesis; one-carbon metabolic process; protein homotetramerization. The record is from RefSeq and is a predicted model, not a curated record.